AUGGCGACUCCACUGUACGACCGCGUGACGGUCGGUGCCGGCCUCUUUGGCAGUGCGGCUGCCUACGACGCCACGAAAGAAGGCAACCACGGCACCAAUCGCACCUUCCGCGUGGCCUUCCCCAACGACACGGACACAGAGCUGUAUCUGACGUCGCUGCAGCUGUGCUGUGCGAUCGAGAAGAGGUGUCUUCGCGUUCGGCCGGCUGGACGGCCUCGUCCUCCUUGA
Molecule: messenger RNA, 228 nt
Organism: Phytophthora sojae
Lineage: Eukaryota; Oomycota; Peronosporomycetes; Peronosporales; Peronosporaceae
Exons: 2
Coding region: 1-228 (75 amino acids)
Source: RefSeq, a predicted model, not a curated record